Sphaerodactylus townsendi is the source of this 3400-nucleotide messenger RNA. RefSeq names its product solute carrier family 7 member 14 (gene SLC7A14). Gene Ontology annotation, biological process: amino acid transport; transmembrane transport. The coding region runs from base 444 to 2756 and encodes 770 amino acids. The record is from RefSeq and is a predicted model, not a curated record. Gene Ontology annotation, molecular function: amino acid transmembrane transporter activity. NCBI's taxonomy places the organism in Eukaryota, Metazoa, Chordata, Lepidosauria, Squamata, Sphaerodactylidae. Gene Ontology annotation, cellular component: plasma membrane. The transcript has 8 exons.
CAGGCAGGAGCCGGUGGUGCUGCCAGCUCCUGCCCAGGCCCCCCCACCAGGCUCCUCCCACCGGGUCUUGAGUGACAGGGGGAGCCGGCCCCUUAGCCCCCCCCUCCCCGGUCCCACUCUCUCGCCCGGGCGCGGCAGGUGCAGCCACAGCCUCCGCCUCCCGCAGCACCUGCCUCUCCUCCACUUGGCCUCCCUGCGCGGACCUCCUGCUUCCCCCGGGUCACGUAUUUUUUCAUCACAGGAGCGUACAAGAAGGCUUCAAGCCCCAAGCCCAAAAGGUUACAAAACCUUCACUUCAUCUUCACAAGGAUGAGGCUUUGAGUUGUCACGGACCUCUUCUGAGGUGGGUUGCUGCUGGAGUGAAUGCUGUCGAGCUCCAUCACUGGACCUAAUUGAACUCACACCUGUCCUACUGGCCAUUGUUUCAAUUCUCUGGUGUUACAAUGAGCGGCAUCCUGUCGUACUUGGAUCCCCGGCGGAUCCAGUGGGGUGCCACGUGGUAUGCCAUGCAUUCUAGAAUCCUCCGCACGAAACCUGUGGAAUCCAUGUUAGAAGGGACUGGCACUACCACGUCUCAUGGGACCAAACUGGCCCAGGUACUCACGACUGUGGAUUUGGUUUCACUGGGUGUUGGAAGCUGCGUCGGCACUGGAAUGUAUGUGGUCUCUGGCUUGGUUGCCAAGGAGAUGGCAGGCCCAGGUGUCAUUGUUUCCUUCAUCAUUGCAGCUGUAGCCUCCAUUUUGUCUGGGGUCUGCUAUGCCGAGUUUGGAGUGCGUGUUCCCAAAACCACCGGCUCUGCCUACACCUACAGCUAUGUCACAGUGGGAGAGUUCGUAGCAUUUUUCAUUGGAUGGAACCUAAUCCUGGAAUACCUGAUUGGCACAGCAGCGGGAGCCAGUGCUUUAAGCAGCAUGUUCGAUUCCUUGGCCAAUCACACCAUCAGCCGCUGGAUGAUUGACAGCGUUGGGACUUUAAAUGGACUGGGUAAAGGAGAAGAAUCCUACCCAGAUCUGUUGGCCUUGGCCAUUGCUGUCAUGGUAACCAUUAUCGUUGCCCUGGGUGUGAAAAACUCAGUGGGAUUUAACAACGUCCUCAAUGUCAUUAACCUGGUUGUGUGGAUCUUCAUGAUGAUCGCUGGACUCUUCUAUGUCAACGGAGAAAACUGGGAUCAGGGUCAGUUCCUGCCAUUUGGAUGGUCAGGGGUGCUACAAGGCGCAGCCACCUGUUUCUAUGCCUUCAUUGGGUUUGACAUCAUUGCCACCACUGGAGAAGAAGCCAAGAGUCCCAACACAUCAAUCCCUUACGCCAUCACUGCCUCACUUGUCACCUGCCUGACAGCCUAUGUAUCUGUGAGUAUUAUCCUAACUCUGAUGGUGCCAUACAAUGAUAUCGAUACUGAAUCUCCCCUGAUGGAGAUGUUUGCGAUGCACGGAUUCUACGCUGCAAAGUUCAUCGUGGCCAUCGGUUCUGUGGCGGGCUUGACCGUGAGCUUGCUGGGCUCCCUUUUCCCAAUGCCUCGUGUAAUUUAUGCGAUGGCAGGCGACGGGCUUCUCUUCAGGUUCCUGUCCCAUGUAAGUUCCUACACGGAGACGCCCGUAGUAGCUUGCAUUGUCUCAGGGUGCCUUGCAGCGCUCCUCUCCCUCCUAGUCAGUCUAAGGGACCUGAUAGAGAUGAUGUCCAUCGGCACACUUCUUGCCUACACUCUGGUCUCUGUAUGUGUCUUACUCCUCCGGUAUCAACCGGAGAGUGACAUUGACGGCUUUGUCAAGUUCCUUUCUGAAGAGCAUACGAAGAAGAAAGAAGGGAUUUUAGCGGAUUGCGAAAAGGAAGUUUGCUCUCCCGUGAGUGAAGGCGAGGAGUUUGUAGGCCCACCGACCAACACGUGUGGUGCAAAAAACCUCCCGUCUUUGGGAGACAACGAGAUGCUCAUUGGGAAAUCGGACAAAUCCACUUACAAUGUCAACCACCCCAACUAUGGCACAGUUGACAUGACUUCAGGAAUUGAGGCAGAUGAGUCAGAAAAUAUCUACCUCAUCAAGCUGAAGAAGCUUAUAGGGCCGCGAUACUACACAAUGAGGAUCCACCUUGGAUUACCCGGGAAAAUGGACCGGCCCACAGCAGCUACUGGUCAGACAGUCACCACAUGUGUCCUCUUGCUUUUUAUCCUGAUGUUCAUCUUCUGCUCUUUUGUCACUUUUGGGGUGGACUAUCUCUACAUCCAAAGUUGGUGGGCUAUCCUUCUGGUGGUGCUGAUGGUCCUGCUGAUUGUCAUCUUGGUCUUUGUCAUCCUUCAACAGCCAGAAAACCCAAAAAAGCUCCCCUACAUGGCCCCAUGUCUGCCUUUUGUUCCUGCCUUUGCAAUGCUUGUAAACAUCUAUCUCAUGUUCAAACUUUCAAGGAUCACAUGGAUCCGGUUUGCCGUCUGGUGUUUUGUGGGGUUGCUGAUUUAUUUUGGCUACGGCAUAUGGAACAGCACGCUGGAGAUCACCGCUCGGGAAGAGGCUCUCCACCAGAGCACGUACCAGCGUUACGAUACUGACGUUGAUCCCUUCUCGGUCGAUGACGGCUUUUCCUACGCUGAAAGUGAAAACUAUCAGGACUGGGACCCUGCUGAUGACAAAGGUUUCACUUACCAGCAGAUGUCAGAAGCCCAGGGAAGCAGUCGGACAAGUAGCAAAUCCAAAAGUAAAGGGAAACACAAACUGAACUCAGACACGCUGAUUUCCAAUGAUGAGUUAGACUACUCGCCAGAGUAGGUGCAGUGAAAACACAAGGCUUUCCGCUUUUUUGUCACUAAGCUAAACCUUUGGGCUACAACGCAAAGCCUUCUUUUGAUUCUCAUGUCCACUCCCAUCCUUUCAAUAAAGUUUCUGUUUUCAGAAAUUAUAUACGCUCGCACGCUCGCUCACUCACUUUUCUGCUCUUCAGGAUGGUUCUGUCCAGUACUGAUCCUGAAUCAACAGAACACCCAUUUUUUUAAAAAAUGAGAAGUCCCUUGCUAUAGUCACCACUCACAGUCCCAGAUUUCCUGAGUGUUGUCAGAAUCUCAGCCCAUUGGAUGGGCUGGUUCGGCUGGGCAGUCUUUCUGGAUGUAGGAUAAGUAUCAGACAAGGGCUUCCCAGUUGCAGGGAUUUUAUAGGUUUAAUGGAGAACAUGCCCAACAAAAUAAUCAGCAACAUAAAGUUCCAAGUUCCACUGAAAGGGCGAAAUGCUUUCCCCAUGGAAAAUACUCUGAUACAGUUGUAGAGUUAUAAAUCAACUGUUAAGAUUAUUCGGCAGAGUAAACCCUGUUUCUCCGAAAAUAAGACAUCCCCUGAGAAUAAGACAUAGUAGAGGUUUUGCUGAAGUGCCGAAUAUAAAAUAUCCCCCAAAAGUAAGACAUAGCAAAGUUUUUGUUUGG